AUGACUUUGGUGGUGCGAGCUCUCAGGAACUUCUGGCCCUCGUUGAUUCUCAAAGCAAAUGAUUGUGCUGUUGGAUCUACAAGCCUUGCUUUCUCAAAGAAUCCAAAAGCUUGUGUGGGGAGUGAAAGAUUGAACCUUUUAUCUGCUUCAAGCAGGCAGCAACAACAAGAAGAUCCAAUAAGGCUUACGAUAUUCAACUGGGUGCAGAGGAGGUUCAAUCAUACCGUCCUCAAAGAUGGGCCGUCUCGAAGUGUUAAGAAGACUGAUGGCAUUGUGAUCGACACAGAUACAAAGGCUUUGCUCGAGCAGGUACCCCUGGUUGACGUGCUCGAUGGCAUUCUAACAAUUGGUACCUUCGGUUUCGAUCCUCUGAAAUUACCCUGGGGUGAACAGAAAUCCUGCUUCGCCUCUGAAAGCGAUGAUGAACAAGGGGAGGAAGAACAACACUCCGAUAACGAAGACUACAGUGAUAGUAAUGAAGAAGAGAAUCCACUGAUGUUAAGCAGUUUCGACCACGGUUUCAAGGACAUGACUAUGACGGUUAAUCCGGCUUCUGAGGGGUCUACAAAUGAUGAAAUCAGGACAAAAUUGGAUGCCAUUGAGGGACAUUCUGGGAUGGUGAGAAGAAGAACGACACUGGCCGACCUAUUCUCCGAGGAUUCUGAUUCCAGCAUGAAAAAGAAGCCGAGCUCUCUUGAAUCGGACUCGAAUUGUAGCAGAAAAGGAUCAGUUCGUACAAAACAGGGCCUUUCUUUCUCUAAGAAACUCAUUCCUCAAGUUGGAGAGCAUUCGCGCCCCAUCAAAAUGCUAAACCAAGUGACUACGAUGAGGAGAAUGUUGAAGAAGAAGAUCCACCCAGAGUUUGGAGGCAGGGGAAAUAAAUUAAACAAGCAAUGUAGCAAGAAGAAGCAUGAAGCCAGUGAAUCAGCUUAUCUGCUUGAACAAUCUCCAGGUACUGCUACAGCUUGA
This is a messenger RNA of Hibiscus syriacus, 969 nucleotides long. RefSeq names its product protein TILLER ANGLE CONTROL 1-like. The record is from RefSeq and is a predicted model, not a curated record. The transcript has 6 exons. The coding region runs from base 1 to 969 and encodes 322 amino acids. Gene Ontology annotation, biological process: morphogenesis of a branching structure. Lineage: Eukaryota; Viridiplantae; Streptophyta; Magnoliopsida; Malvales; Malvaceae.